Cricetulus griseus (Chinese hamster) is the source of this 1097-nucleotide messenger RNA. Lineage: Eukaryota; Metazoa; Chordata; Mammalia; Rodentia; Cricetidae. The record is from RefSeq and is a predicted model, not a curated record.
AUGAUGAGGAAGACCUGGCUAUGCAUUAUCCUUGUGGCCUUUGUCAGCCAUCCCGUGUGGCUGCAGAAGCCUCCUAAGCGCAAGACACCUGCACAGCUCAAAGCAGCUGCGUGCUGUGAGGAGAUGAGGGAGCUCAAAGCCCAGGUUGCCAACCUCAGCAGCCUCCUAGGUGAACUGAGCAAGAAGCAGGAGAGCGACUGGGUCAGUGUGGUCAUGCAGGUGAUGGAGCUGGAGAGUGGCAGCAAGCGCAUGGAGUCACGCCUCGCAGUGGCCGAGAGCAAGUACUCUGAGAUGAACAACCAGAUCGACAUCAUGCAGUUACAGGCAGCACAGACCGUCACACAGACCUCGGCAGAUGCCAUCUAUGACUGCUAUUCCCUCUAUCAGAAGAACUACCGAAUCUCAGGAGUGUACAAGCUUCCUCCCGAUGAGUUCCUGGGUAGCCCUGAGCUGGAGGUAUUCUGUGACAUGGAAACUUCAGGAGGAGGCUGGACCAUCAUCCAGAGGCGCAAGAGUGGCCUUGUCUCCUUCUACCAAGACUGGAGACAGUAUAAGCAUGGCUUUGGCAGCAUCCGAGGGGACUUCUGGCUAGGGAAUGAGCACAUCCACCGGCUUACCAGACAGCCAACACGGCUCCGUGUAGAGCUGGAGGACUGGGAGGGCAACGCACGCUAUGCAGAGUACAGCCACUUUGCACUGGCCAACGAACUGAACAGCUACCGCCUCUUCCUGGGGAACUACAGUGGCAAUGUGGGCAAGGAUGCCCUCCUCUAUCAUAACAACACGGUCUUCAGCACCAAGGACAAGGACAAUGACAACUGCUUAGACAAGUGUGCGCAACUCCGCAAAGGUGGCUACUGGUACAACUGCUGUACAGACUCCAACCUCAAUGGGGUGUACUACCGCCAGGGGGAGCACAGGAAGCACAUGGAUGGCAUCAGCUGGUACGGCUGGCAUGGAGCCAACUACUCUCUCAAACGAGUGGAGAUGAAGAUCCGUCCGGAAGCCUUCCAGCCCUAAGAAGGCUGGGAGCCAUUGAAGGGAGAUGUGGAAGGCUGAGGGGGGCAGGGCAGGAAGGGAGGAGGCGGAGAAAGUAG